Bombus terrestris (buff-tailed bumblebee) is the source of this 1222-nucleotide messenger RNA. RefSeq lists its product as uncharacterized. Bases 221 to 730 code for a protein of 169 amino acids. The record is from RefSeq and is a predicted model, not a curated record. The transcript has 7 exons. Lineage: Eukaryota; Metazoa; Arthropoda; Insecta; Hymenoptera; Apidae.
UAUAUGUGUAGUAUCAGAGGUACUAUGUAUAUACAAAUUAACAUGAAUGAGGUUACAUUUCAAUGUAUCGAUCGAUUGUUUGUACCGACUACUUGUGUCGUUUACGUUUCUAGUGACAUUUGGAAUAUUUUGGACAUUUUCGAUCGUGAUCACGGACGGGUGUUGUAAAUGAAUAAGCGGAUUCAAAAACAGGUGUCGCAUUAUUUAAGAGAGACAGAAAAUGGAUUAUUUCGUUGGAGAAAUAUUUGAAAUUCCUUAUUUUAAAACAGUAUGGAGUACUAUCGCAUCCGUUGGAUGGUAUAUAAUUGGAAUUACAAUCUGCAUUUGGUGGGCAUCUCCGUAUAUUUUGGAAAAAUAUGCGAAUUGGAAGUUGAAAAAGAAUGAACAGGAAUAUGCAGCAAAAUAUCAUAAGAAUCCAGAUCUAUUGCGAGAAAGACUCUCAGGUUUAGAAGCUUCACGACAAAAAAUGCAAGAAGAAUAUUAUCAGAAAUGUAUGUUAGCAGAACAGGAAAGGAUAGAGCAGAAAGGAAAUGCAAAAGGAAUACCAAAAUUAAUCUUAGACAAUAAUGUCAUAGGCGAUAGACUAGGAAAGAAGAACAACGAUUCACCACCUUUUACAGAGAAGAAACACAAAUCUAUAAGAGAGGAAUACAAUCCAUUAAUGGGCGAUGGUUCUAGAGGAUAUCGACCCCCUAAGCGCACUUGUUGCGGAAAGGGUAGUUGCGGAUAAUUACAUAUUUGCUCACGAGGUCUUUGCCAUGAUGCUGAACUACUCUUUUCUACGCAUACGUACGUACGUAGGUACGUACGCACGCGCGCGCGCGCGCGCACGCACACACACACACACAAAAAUAUUGGCUUUAUGCGCGGACAUGAUGAUAAGGUGAGUUGUGUUUCUUUCUUAUCCUUUCUGUGCCUAAGAAUUGAUACGCAAGAUCUAUGAACGCAUCCUAUAAUGCCAUUGUCACACGCUCAAGAAGGCCACCCGUUCAGAAACAGUAAUCAGGUCGACGAAACAUCUUGCAUGCCACAGCUAUCGAAAUAAUAACCAAACAGUAACGGAAUAGCCGUCUCUGAUAUACAUCCGACGAUAAUCCUUCCAAAGGGAUUAAAACUUCAAUAUAAAAACCCUGCUAAAUUAGCGCUCAAGACGUUAUUCUGUUCUAACACUUUGAACCGUCAUUCUGUUGAAUCUAUAUAAUAAAAAUUCCAUUAUCACAUA